Loxodonta africana (African savanna elephant) is the source of this 1655-nucleotide messenger RNA. RefSeq names its product olfactory receptor 6X1-like. Lineage: Eukaryota; Metazoa; Chordata; Mammalia; Proboscidea; Elephantidae. The record is from RefSeq and is a predicted model, not a curated record. Gene Ontology annotation, biological process: G protein-coupled receptor signaling pathway. Gene Ontology annotation, molecular function: G protein-coupled receptor activity; olfactory receptor activity. The transcript has a single exon. Bases 696 to 1655 code for a protein of 319 amino acids. Gene Ontology annotation, cellular component: membrane.
CAGAGGGGGAUAGGAGCUGGCUGAAUGGACUUGGGGGGUACAGCGUGGAAAUAAGGAGUGUGCUGAAUCACUAGGGAGAGAGCAGUUAGGAGUACAUAGCAAGGUGUGUAAACGUUUUUGUAUGAGAGACUGACUUGAUUUGUAAACUUUCACUUAAAGCACAAUAAAAAUAAAUAAAAUGUUUUUUAAAAUAAAAAAUAUAUAUAGGUUAUGAUCAGCUUUCUUAAACAUAUCUAUAAUAUAAAAUUCAAGUAUUCUCUUCCAGAAUAUAUUAUAGGAGUGGAAGUUAACUUUUUGUGAACUCUUAGCCAUGUUUUGUACAUAUGCCAUUAUAUAAAACUGUUCAUUUAAAAUAAUCAUAUGGAUUAUUGACAGAUAAACCACUAGAUUUAAAAACGAUUGUUUUUAUAGUUGUGUAAGUGUAAAAAAAUAAUGCUGUUUCAUUAUUCAAGGGUACUUAAUACUUUCAAAGUCCGUUAAAAGCCAGUUUGCUAACAAAGGGGCAAGCCAAACUAUCACUAUGAAAGGGGCCCUGUGUGUGUACGUGCGUGUGUGUGUGUGUGUCCGUGUAUGUGUGGGUGGGAGUCCUGAAGAACCCAGAAUCCUCCCUUUUUCUUCCCAAAUUAUACUCAAACGAAUUGUAAAAUUUCUGAGAUGCUCCUUUCUUUUUCUGUUUUUCUAGAACAUCAAGGGACAUGAGAAAUGGCACAGCAAUCACAGAGUUCAUUCUCAUAGGCUUUCCUGGUAUCCAGGGACUACAAAUCCCUCUCUUCAUAGUGAUCUUUCUCAUCUACAUAUUAACCCUUGGAGGCAAUGGGCUCAUUAUCAUCAUUGUCUGGGCUGAGCCCAGGCUACAAAUUCCAAUGUAUUUCUUCCUUUGCAACUUGUCCUUCCUUGAGAUCUGGUACACCACCACGGUCAUCCCCAAACUGCUAGAAACCUUUGUGGUAGCAAGAACAGUUAUUUGCAUUCCCUGCUGCCUGCUGCAGGCCUUCUUCCACUUCUUCCUGGGCACCACCGAGUUCCUCAUUCUCACUGUCAUGUCUUUUGACCGCUACCUGGCCAUCUGCAAGCCCCUUCACUACCCUACCAUCAUGACCAGCAACCUCUGCCUGCGGCUGGCCCUCAGUUCCUGGGUGGCAGGCUUCACCAUUAUCUUUUGUCAGACGCUGCCACUUAUCCAGGUGCCAUUCUGUGGCAACAAUGUCAUCAAUCAUUUCUACUGCGAUGUUGGUCCCAUCCUGAAAGCUGCCUGCACUGACACCACCCUUUUGGAGCUCCUGAGUCUCCUGGCAACCAGCUUGGUGAUCCCAGGGUCACUCUUCUUUACAACAAUUUCUUAUAUCUGCAUACUGUCCACCAUCCUACAGAUUUCUUCAGCCACUGGCCGCCAGAAAGCUUUCUCUACCUGUGCCUCUCACCUGACAGUUGUCUCCCUACUCUACGGAGCUGUUCUGUUCAUGUACCUAAGACCCACAACACACUCCUCCUUUAACAUUAAUAAGGUGGUAUCUGUGCUAAAUACUAUCCUCACCCCCCUUCUGAAUCCCUUUAUUUAUACCAUUAGAAACAAGGAGGUGAAAGGAGCCCUGAUGAAGGCAAUGGCUUGUCCAAAGGCUCAUCAUCAAGAGAAAAACGUGCAACACAGCCCAUAG